Asparagus officinalis (garden asparagus) is the source of this 4667-nucleotide messenger RNA. Its product is annotated as zinc finger CCCH domain-containing protein 3. Gene Ontology annotation, cellular component: U12-type spliceosomal complex. The record is from RefSeq and is a predicted model, not a curated record. The coding region runs from base 3800 to 4309 and encodes 169 amino acids. Gene Ontology annotation, molecular function: nucleic acid binding; zinc ion binding. The transcript has 4 exons. Lineage: Eukaryota; Viridiplantae; Streptophyta; Magnoliopsida; Asparagales; Asparagaceae.
ACCUUCUUCUUAUUAUUAAUUUCUUUUGUCUUAGUUCUUUUAUUUGAGCUAAUGGAAUUGCUUGGGGAUGAGUGGUGGAUGAAUAAAAAAAUGGAAUUUGUUGCUGAUUAUGAAGUUGAUAACUGCUUGAAGGAAAUAGGCAAUAUAGAGCUGGAAUUUGAGGAAACAAUUAGAGAUUAUUAUUUGAAUAUUUUGAGAACAACUAGACUUGGCUAUGAGAUUGAAAUUACCUAGUGUUAGUGGGUGCUUAGGCUUGAUUGUCAAUAUUUUUUCUCUAGUCAAGAGGAUGAGCACAUAAAUUAAGUCCAAAUCAGAGAUUUUGUUAAUCAAGUUGAUCUUAUCUCCAACCAAGAGUAUGAUGACAGAUCAAAGACAACUAUCACAUAUAGUACUCUAUUCAAAGUAUGGGUAAUAUUUUCUAAUGGAUUCAAGGAUGUUGGUACAUUUUACUUGGCUAAUUAUAGAUCAUGCUAUCUCCAAUUCCGUUGAUAGAUAUAAGAGAGAUGAAAUAUAGGCAGAGGGACCCAUUGAGGUAUAUUGGAAAAUGGAUGAAAGAAUCUAAGCUCAUUUGAUUCCAUAGAGAUUGAGAGAUCUCUAUUUGAAUGAUUUGGAGAGGAGAUGUGUAUGUAUUUAUAAAUAGGCAGUGUUUUGUUACAUAUGACAACUUAUGAAUAAGAGAAUAAAUUUGCUACCACAAAUCUCAACAAAAAUAUUAAGUAAAUCUUGAUUUGUGUCUAUCCACAUUUGCACGUCCUCUUGAUUGGAGAUAACAACCUGAUCAACAUAUUAUUGAUUUGUAACUAUCUUUCAUUUGUUCUCAUCUUCUUGGUUGAAGGUAAGCUUCGGACAAACAUGAUCGUUCUUAGUUGAGUACUUAUUUUAACAUGAAAUGUUAUGCUGUGUUUCCAAGAUAAUGAGUGAGAAUAUAGCUAAGAACUGAUAAGCAAUAUCUCACCAUGAACUAUGAAUUAUGAACCCUCUUAUUAUGAAGCCAUAUCAGGUCGACACAACAUCAACCUAACACUGCCCAGCCCAUCUUAGAUGUCCAUCUUGAUUCUUUUUAGCUAAUAAAAGAAUGUGCAUUACUCUCUCUUUACUCCUUGAGUUGAUAUUUAACUUAUUUUGUUUAGUUAAACUACUUUUGAUGGGGGGAAAAAUUAGGCAAAACUUAUCUAAUGAAAACCAUCUGUAUCUUUGAGAUUCUUACUCUUAUAUAACUAUAGAUUUGUCUAUUAUUUUUGUUAUUAGCAUACACUAGCACAUGAAGACAUUCUAUUAUAUAACUAUAGAUUUGUCUAUUAUUUUUGUUAUUAGCAUACACUAGCACAUGAAGACAUUUUAUUUGCUCUAGAUGGGCAGCAACAUGCAGGCUCUGGCAUUUCGCAUAACUGCUUAAUGAAACAUUUUCUAGGAAGAAGGGUAAAAAAUUUAUGAAAUGUCACACAGUUCUAAUUGCACCUAAAGAUAGAUAUAUUGGUUUUGAAUGUAAGAGUUUUGCCUAGUCUAAUAUGCAUUAUAGCUUGUGUCUUGUCCAACACUUUGUUUUAUAAGAGAUUUAUGGAAUAGUGGAUGCAAACUAACAACCCUUUCUGCAAAAAAAUAGGGAAAGUGUCAUUGCUGAUCAAAAAACCUACAUUGAUCAUGACAUUUAAAGAUGUGACACUGAGCUAAAUCAAAAUUUUCAUCCAUAGGUACCAUCUCUUUUUCCUACCAAAAGUCACAUGAAGGGAGGACAUGGCUAGCAUUUAUUUGCACCUUACAGAGUGUAUUUGACCACUAUAUCAAUGUAACUAUUGUUCAUUUCUCUUCAAAGUACUAAGUGAAUAUCAUGAUACCUUUAAUUGAUGUCCUCUCAAACUACCUAAAGACUUCAUCAAAGUAUCAUUAAUGGUGCGGUCAAGUGAUGAAUAUACAUGCAAUCACUAUUGAUUUCGUGGAGCACAUCUUUCUUCAGAAUGAUAAGACAAGAUUUCAAUCACACUAAGAUAGAGUUAAUAUUUUACAAGUAUGACAAUCCUUUCUCAAAAAAAGAAAAAAAAAAGAAAAAAAAAAGAAAAAAGAAAAAGGGUUAUUGCCGAUCAAUUUACUAUGAUCAGAAAAAUAGUGGAUGCAAAAUGACAACCCCUACUGCAAAAUAACAACCCCUUAUGCAAAAUAAAAAAAUAAAAAGAAAGAAAAGGAAAAGUGUCAUUGCCAAUCAAUUUACUAUGAUCAGAAAGCUUACAUUGAUCAUGACAUUUAAAAGAUGUGAGAGUAGGAGCUAAAUCAAAGUCUUCAUCCAUAAUACCAUCUCUUUGUCCUACCGAAAGCCACAUGAAGGGAGGAUGUGGGUAGCAUUUAUUUGCACCCUACAGUGAGUAUUUGACCACUAUACCAGUGUAACUAUUAUUCAUUUCUCUUCAAAGUACUAAGUGAAUAUAUGAUACCUUUAAUUGAUGUCCUCUCAAACUACCUAAAAACUUCAUCAAAUUAAAAUUAAUGGUGCGGUCAAGUGAUGAAGAUACAUGCAAUCACUAUUGAUUUCGUGGAGCACAUCUUUCUUCAAAACGAUAAGACAAGAUUUCAAUCACACAAAUAUCAAGUUGAUGUUCUACAAGUAUGAUAAUCAUCAUGCUGCCAGAUCUAUUUCCACCCAAUAAUGCUCUAUAGCGUCAGUUUGGCAAACUCCUCAAAACUGGGUCAAGAUUGAUCCUAAUCAAAAUUGAGAUAAAUUAGUCUUCUUUUGAUCCAUGAGAGGGGUGGAUAUAAAGAAUGGUUUUAGGAGGACUGAUCCAGUUUUUACUAGACAAGGUUCUUUCUAGAAUGGGACUAGGAUCAAUCCUUGUCACGUUUUCGGAUGUUGCCAAACUGGCCCUUAGUUAGAAUGAUUGUCCUUCAUUUUUCCUAGCAGUACGACCAUCUAAAAUGAUGGAUAUCGAAUGAGAGACAGAUGACAACAACAUUUAAAUAUGACACAAUCAAUAUUUUUUGAGGAAACAAAAUUUGGUAAAGUAAAUAAAGAUAAACCUUAGCAUGGUAAACAAGACUUUCAUCAGUUAUAGAAAAAUAAAAAAUGUGGUCUUAGCAAUAGAAGUCAUAUGACAAUAGUAGUUGUGAAUCAUAACUGAGAAUUUUACCAUUUAUUUUGGAAGCGCUUCACUUACCAUUUCUAAGAUUUGAGUGAGACCUAUAGAAGCUCGUUGAGCUUCUUCAACCUUCAAGGUGUAACUUCUGUUAUUAGAUUUCCAAGGCAAGCAUCUAACUGCCUACAGAUUUAUUGGACGUGAACUACACUGAUUUAGAAGGAUAAUGUCAAACGAAAUAUCGAAAGAAAGAUUUUGGCAAAGUUUUUACAGAACCAUCUCAAACCAGCUUCAAGUCCAUGGACUCUGUUUUGUUCAAAAAGGCAUAGAUGAUGAUGUAUUUCAUUUUAUUCUGACAUGUUUGGUUCGUUUUGAAAACAGAAGUGGGGAAGAAGCUCUCGAGCUAGAAUUUGGUUUUGUAGAAAGAAGUUGCUACUAUGCACUAUAAUCCACAAACUGUGACCUUUAGACAUUUUCUUUAGCGCACUAGAUUUAAUGAGGUUUUAGACUCGAAUCUCAUUAUUUACAAAUUCAAUUUUCAUUCACAUUUGUAAUGCCUGUUCGAGUGAGUCAUGUUUAGAUUAUGACUUUUCCAUGUGGCACAAAGCCCAAAAUUGCUAGCUUAUUGUCUAUCAGUUUAAACUUUUUAAGUGAAGUAGUUGACGUGAUUAUACUAUCCUGUUUGGUUGCAAUUAAUCACUUUAAAAUUUAUUAAUUUGUUGAUUUAGAGCUCAUUUAUGGUAAGAAUGGUCGUAUUCUCUUUUUUUGCCUUAUUUCUUACCUACUUAUUUGUGAAUUCCUACAAGUUUAUUGCAUUACAUGAUUUAUCUUGUUAUAGUUUUUUGGAUGGCCAUUAUCAUAAUUACAGGGAAAUUGCAAGUAUGGAGAUUCAUGUAAAUAUUUUCAUCCAGUGCAAACAGCUGUUAACACGACUCCAACUUUGUCAGGGCCUGGUAGUCUUGGAGCAAAUCCGUUCGUUGGUGUUGGCUCUGUAUCAGGAGAUCAAACUGGAGUUUCGUGGGGAAACUUACCUCCAUCUUUACGACCUCCUCCAGAGGGUGGUUAUCCACCCCUCCCCUUUCUGGACUGGGGUUAAGUUUCUUUCAAUUAUUGAUCUAUGCAAGUACGUUCUUCGUGUGGUCAUAUUGCUGCAGAACUAUAGUGCAAAUGUUAUGUUCUACUCUGAGAAAAGGAUGGUCUCUGUACGAAAUCUAAAGGACGGAUCAUGGUUGUUCUGCGAUGCCUAAGCCAAAAAUCUAAAGGACAAACUUUUGAAAGGCUUGAAGGUGGCAAGUGGAAGGAUUGAAGAUGGAGAGUGGCUUGAAGAGAGUUGUUACUAAAUCCAUAAUGCAACCCGCUUCGUUAUCACUGGGCUAGGCCUCAGUGUUAAAACUAUUAUUGCCUUGAAUUUUAAUUCUAAGUCUGUAUCGGACUUUGAUACUGUUGUAUUUUUCUUUCUUUUUCUUUUUCUUUUUCUUUUUCUUUUUCCAUUUUUUUGGGAAAAUACACCGUUGAAAUUAGUUUAUUAGUUCUUACAGUUCAAAGUAGUACUUUCUGGUGUAGUUGGACUCUUCACUAUUAGAUGCUGCUAGUUAACUUGUUGAA